Molecule: messenger RNA, 2634 nt
Organism: Lodderomyces margitis
Lineage: Eukaryota; Fungi; Ascomycota; Pichiomycetes; Serinales; Debaryomycetaceae
Exons: 1
Coding region: 1-2634 (877 amino acids)
Biological process (GO): nuclear division
Cellular component (GO): cytoplasm; nucleus
Molecular function (GO): mRNA binding
Source: RefSeq, a predicted model, not a curated record
AUGACAGUCACUACAGUUACCUUAAACUUGGCCUACAGUUUCAGAAUUGAUCCGAAGGCAACUAGAAAGUCAUCCAACUACCAAACAUAUUAUGAAACCAACAAUGGGUUAUGGAAGACGCAUUUAAAUGACUUGACUGGGGAGUCGUACAAGGUGAUGGAUAACUUGUCCAAAUUGAGUUCAAUAUGCAACGAGAUUAACAUGGCAGGAAGCUUGGUCAAUUACGUUGAGUUGAUUUCUCCCCUGAUGAAUAACCAUCGAAUCAUAGUGCAUUUACACGGCGAAGAGUCCUUUCUAGCCAAGUCCAAGACGAAAAUCCUCCAUUCGUACAACUACACAAGUUCAAAAACAUUGACCCUUGAUGAAUCGCAGUAUAUGAAGAUUGACGAACAAUUUAUCCACCAAAUGAACGCAUUAUGUCAAAGAUACCCAGUCGAAGUGAUUAUAAAUAAUGAAAAAUCGUCAUUUAGUAAAAAAGCAUCCGAAUCAGCAUAUUCCAUCCACAUAGUUGGACAUCAAGACAAUGUAACUUUCUUUGGCACUGCAUUGAAGGUGUUAAUUGAUCUGCAUUUGAAUAACUACACCAUAGAUUCUUACUCAAUACCAUUGAGCUUGAUUCCAUUAACUGGUGGCACAAGUUUAUCCAACUUUAAACAAAUUGCCAAACAAACUAGGUCCAAUAUAUACAUCCCUGACCUAUUACCCAAUAUAUUCAAUUCUAGUAUACUUACCAGCAAUUUUGACAUGACCGUUUGGAUCACUGCUAAGUACGCUAGGGACUUGAUCUUAGCAAAGUCUAUUUUGGAUAAAAUGUUUUACAAGAGGAGUCAAUUGAUUUCAAAGUCGAUUGAAAUGUGUCAAUCAAAAAUUGACUUGAUCCUCUUGCAUAACCAACAAAGUGUGAUUGAUUUGAUGUUGAAACAUGGGGUCUUUAUUCAAUUACCCAGUUUAGGUGAGGAAAACCAAUCAGUUGUAAUCCAAGGAUUACAAGCAGAUGCCAUUGAUGAAUGUAUUAAGGAUAUUGGAUCGAUAGCAACUGAAUAUUAUACAGUUUCGGGUAUAUGCUCCAAUAAGAGUGAAAUCUUGCAAUUGUCCCAGUACACUAAAACAUGCACAGUGGUAGUUACCGGUAAUACUUUUGUGAUCAAUGGCCAUUACAAGGAGAUCAAAUCGUUAAUCCACAACUUGUCAUCACUUUCAUCAACAUUGAAUGUUCGUAUUGAAGUAAACAACGACCAAAAAGAUUUCAUUAGUGGUAAGAAAAAUGGUAAAUUGGUUAAAAUUCUUAAUCAAGUGAACAAUAUCCCAUCGAUUAAAUUCAUUGCCUACAAUGAGUAUCGAUUCUACAUUGAUAUUGAAUCGUCGUCGGCCAUAAUUAGUCAAGCUAUUGAUUUGAUCGAAUUGGAAUUACCCCUGGAAUUGAAAUUUAACAUACCUGAAGUAUUCCAUAAAUCAAUAAUUGGUAAUGGUGGGUCCAUGAUUCAAUCAAUAAUGAAGAAGUAUAAUGUCUUUAUUAAAUUUUCAUCAAACUUCGACACAUCAACCAAUGUGUAUUCGCUAUUACGUCAACCAAAUGUGUUGAUCAAGUGUCCUCAGAAAAAUAUGGCCAAUAUUCCAUUAGUAAAACAAGAGAUUGAUGACUUGGUGUUCAAGUACUGUAUGAAUGAUGUUCAACAACAAAACGUAUCCAUUUAUUAUAACCUCAAAUUCCAAAUUUUAAAAGGUCAAUACUUGCUGUUGGUGAAUAGUAACAAGCUCCAUUUAAUUAAUCAAUACGAGCAUGACUACAACUCAUUUAUAGAUUUCCCAACAUCAAUUGAUGCGUUCAAGACAAGCAAUGUUGUUGAAUUUAACAUCAAGGGUUCGGAAACAAAAAUCAAGUCGUGUGCUAAGCAAUUGCAAACAAUUCUUGCCACCAGCUAUGAAUUUAAAUUUGCUGGCAACUCAACCAAAUUUAAUCAAUAUUUUAAAACAACAAGGGCAUUUGAAGAUGAAGUGGUGAUUCCAUUUAAAUUGAUGUUUGGGUUCGAUGUGAUUGUUAAUGAACUGCCAUUAAAUUCCGAUUUACCCUAUUACCAAGUUGUGAUGUCUUAUUAUUGCGACACCAAAUUAAGCGAAGCUAUCGAGUCUUUAACCUUUUGGUUAAGAGAAUGCGGGUUCCUCAUUUACGAAAAAGCUGAAAUGAAGUUUAAUUCAAUAUUAGAGUCGUCAUUAUCGUCGCCAAUCAAGCUUCAUCGUUUCUCCAAUCAGAUUCCAUUGCAAUCAAUCACUAAUGUCAAUAUCAACAUGAUGACACCAUCUUCAUCGCCAGUAAGGAAAUUGCAGCCAACAACAACAACAACAACAUCAUCAUCAUCUGUGGCUGCAACAUCACCAAUCAAGAGUUAUAUGGUGUCCCCUUCGCGACAACAGUUGAUGAUGUCGUCACCUAUUAGGAAUAACAUGUAUCUGCCGAUGAUUGGACCUCAAUCUCCAACUAAACAAAAGAUGUCGACGCAGGUGCAGUCACCGGUAAGGUACAACAAUUUCGGAGCUAAUCUGGACCAAGCAGUACCACCAGUGGUCAAGUUGCUGCCGGUCAAGUUCAGUUUAGAACCGGCUUUUAGCGCUGGGAAUCACGUAUACAAUAUAUAG